AUGGAUCAUGCAUCUACCUCAAAUCAUAAUAUGUCUGUUGGAUCUCAUUAUCAAGACAAUGAUGACUCCAACUCUCACAAUAAUUUAAAUUCUUCUAAUAGUUCCGACUCUGACGAAGAUUCAGUCCCGGCACAAUUACACGAGGCCCAUCUUCAAGAAUAUUACGAUAUUGGCGACCAAAAUUAUGAAUGCGCACACUGCCAAGCAUGUAUGUGGUACCAAGAAAAAGUGAAUAGACACAAAAUUACAGCAACUCCUCGCUUUUAUCGUUGCUGCCGUGGAGGAAAAAUUGUUCUCCCGUUCCUUGAACAACCUCCACAGGUGUUGCAAGAUCUUCUAUUUAAUAAAACAUAUUCAGAUAGUAAAAACUACCAGGCUAACAUACGAACAUACAACGCAAUGUUCUCCUUCACUUCCCCUGGAAUGAAGUUCGACACAACAUACUCUAAAAGAGGAGGACCCCCUACUUUGAGACUGCAGGGUCAGACCUGUCAUCGAAUUGGUACACUACUGCCAGAAACCGAGCAAGCUCCGCAAUAUGCUCAAUUAUACAUCUAUGACACGGACAAUGAAGUUGAACGCAGAAUAAAAUGUUUCAAGGACAACAAAGGCAUCGAGCGCCCGGUUGUCAAUAAGCUCAAGAUGAUGUUAGAUGAGCACAAUGUUCAUGCCAAAGCUAUUAGAAUGGCAAGGGAUGUUUUAAGGACAAAUUCUUUCACAGAUUUAAAACUCAGGCUUAUUUCUGAUAGAUCCGAAGAUGGUCGUGUUUACAACAAACCUACUGUCUCAGAAGUGGCUGCACUCAUUGUGGGAGACAUUGAUUCUGCUGAUAAAAGGGACAUCUUAAUUCAGCGCCGCAAUGGUUGUUUGCAACGAAUAGAUGAGUUUCACCCAGCAUAUUUGGCUUAUCAGUAUCCUCUUAUAUUUCCUUAUGGGGAAGAUGGUUACAGGAAAAAUAUAAUGCACAGAUAUCGCCAUGAAACUGAGGUCACUAGGAGAAACCGUCAAAGCAUUAAGGAUUGGUUUUCUUACCGGUUACAACAACGUCGCAAAGAGGCAAAAACACUACUUUACUCAAGACGCCUAUUUCAACAAUUCUUAGUCGACGGCUAUGCUAUGAUGGAAUCCGAACGACUGAAUUGGUUGAGAGAUAAUCAAUCGAAGUUAAGAGUGGGCAAAUAUAAUAAUUUGACCACUCAAACUGAUGGCGAUAGAAGAAAUGAACACCAAAAGCGAGGAAAACGAGUUGUUCUGCCAUCAACAUUUGUUGGUAGCAAGAGAUAUAUGGAUCAACUAUAUUUUGACGGUAUGGCCAUUUCAAGUCGGUUGGGAUUCCCUGAUUGA
Vicia villosa (hairy vetch) is the source of this 1344-nucleotide messenger RNA. RefSeq lists its product as uncharacterized. The transcript has 3 exons. The record is from RefSeq and is a predicted model, not a curated record. Bases 1 to 1344 code for a protein of 447 amino acids. NCBI's taxonomy places the organism in Eukaryota, Viridiplantae, Streptophyta, Magnoliopsida, Fabales, Fabaceae.